AUGGAGGAUGGUCGGCUCAUAGUUGACCUCGAACUUACCCUUGAUAUAGUUGAACUCCCGCAGGUUCUGGUAGACGUUGUACGCUGGGUCCCCCUGCUCGUCCGUGCCGGCCUUGACGUGGUGGAGAGCGGUGAUGGGCGGGAGCGCGACGUGGGCGCCGGUGACGGGGUUGAUGAGGUGCAGGUCGGAGGCCUCGUCGGCGGUGACCAGCCAGCCGUGGCCGGAGCCGAGAAAGGGCCGGUGGGUCAGCGGCACCAGGGGGAAGGGGAUCUGAAGCGUGGCGCCGGUGGCCGGGCAGUGGAGCGCGGUGGCGCCGGGGGCGAGGGCGUCGCUGGCGUAGAGAUGGCACGGGGGCUGCCUCGACGACGAGGCGUCCAACCCCAGGCGCUCAACCCGCUCACCGGCGCCCAGGUGGACCUCCCGCUGGUCACGGGGCUCCACCACGUCGAGCCCUGCCCCGACGGCCGCCAUGGCCGCCCCGCCUACAACCUAUACGAGAAAGAGCUCGGCCCCGACACUCCCAGCGUGUGCACGGCCUGGGAGCUCCGCGUCUUCAUCUACCACCGGGUGUUCCUCUCCUGCAGCCCUUCCGCCGGCGCCGGCUGCGUCGUCCUGCUCAUGCACAAGCAGCGCGGGGAGAUGUCCUACGCCCGCAUCGGCGACGGCCGGUGGGCUCUGAUCACAGCCAACGAGACCGUCCCGUCGGGUGGUGGCUACGGGUGCGCGGCGUACAACGACAACGACGGCAUGUGGUGGGGAGAUCUUCCCCCCCGAAAAAAAAAGGCUGGUAAUCAGAAGCUUGUUGAGAUCAGCAGCUCGGAUUUGCAUGGGCACGCUCUAUUUCUUGGUUUCAAUAACCCGAUAUUUGUUUCAACAAAGGAUUUUCCAGGGCUUAGACCCAACUGUGCGUAUCUUACGGAUGAUGAUUGGGAACAGCUAUGUAUUAAUAUGUAUGGUUGCCGGGAUGUAGGCAUCUGGAACUUGGAGACUGAGAAAUUUGAGAGCCUUAUUGGAGAUGUGCAGUCUGUCCAUCCUUGGCUAAAUUGGCCAUCUCCAAUUUGUUGGAUAACAACCUCCCUGUCUUAG
This is a messenger RNA of Setaria italica (foxtail millet), 1086 nucleotides long. RefSeq lists its product as uncharacterized. Lineage: Eukaryota; Viridiplantae; Streptophyta; Magnoliopsida; Poales; Poaceae. The transcript is spliced from 4 exons. The record is from RefSeq and is a predicted model, not a curated record. Bases 1 to 1086 code for a protein of 361 amino acids.